Messenger RNA from Syngnathus acus (greater pipefish), 2599 nucleotides. Its product is annotated as organic solute transporter subunit alpha-like. Gene Ontology annotation, molecular function: transporter activity. Lineage: Eukaryota; Metazoa; Chordata; Actinopteri; Syngnathiformes; Syngnathidae. Gene Ontology annotation, biological process: transport. Bases 547 to 1809 code for a protein of 420 amino acids. The record is from RefSeq and is a predicted model, not a curated record. The transcript is spliced from 7 exons.
UGAUUGAAAUUUUCUAAAAUGUUAAUUAAAUUCUAGUUAAUGUUUCGCAUUAUGACUAUCAAACCAUAACUUAGAGGCAAUGUAUACCCCCACUCUUCAAAUUUGAUUUUCUUAUUUUCUAAAUAAUAUAGAUGUCAUAAAAUACAUCGCAAGCAGUCUGCCUUCCAAACGGCCUUCAUGUGUUUUACACUUUUUUUAUAUUCACCCACUACGCCCAGCCAAAGUUCACGUGUGACGAUACAUUCAUUUACUGUCAUCUUAAUGACUGCAACUGCCUGUGAAUGAAUGAGCGACCGUUACUUCUGUAGGGAUUCUCAUAAAACUGUGAUUUCUUAACGUGUCAUCAAGCCAUAGCUCCUUAAAAGUAGCAGAAGGUUAAAGUACACUUAACUUGAACCCAUUGUCCACACGGCCAUGUGAGGGAGAAAGACUACUUUUUUACCCCCUGUCACUUUCUCUGUAGAAACUGGGUUUGAUCAGAGCUUAUGAAAUUCGAAUAAGAGGAUUUAUAGGGGGGAAUUCUCGGCAAGAAGAACAUCAGGAGCUAUGGAGGACAUCAACAACAGCAGCAUUGAUCCCGCCUGUUUGCAGGAACCCCCUCUGGCUAUGGAUGUGAUAAAGCGUAAGUCUUUCCUUAUCCAUCAGGUCAAGCGAAUGACAAAGCAUCUGAAGUCUUCAGAUUCUGCAUCUCGUACACGUCAAAAUAGCUUUAAGCCAAAAAUAACAGUAAGGAUAAUAAAAGCCGAUUCAAUGUUGUGCCAAAUACUCAGAAUCUCUUCUAAUUCUAAAAACAGAAAUUACUUUUAUGUAAUCAGAGGAUGCUCUAGCCAUGUUCAUAUUUCAUAUGUCACCAACUCUUUGUUGCACGACUAUAAUUUUCCUUUUUGUGUGUUCCAAUCAGAGCUAGAUACGUUCGGAAUGGGUCUGUACGCCAUCCUCACCUUCAUGUCCUGCACAUCCCUGCUUCUCUAUUUGGAGCAAUGUGUUUAUAUUUAUAAAAAACUGCCCUACCCAAAGAAGACAACCAUCAUCUGGGUCAAUGGAGCCGCACCUGUCAUCGCCACCAUGUCGUGUUUUGGCAUGUGGAUCCCCAGGGCUGUUAUGGUCACAGAUAUGACGUCAAAUUGUUAUUUUGCAGUGGUGGUGUACAAAGUGUUGGUUCUGCUCAUUGAGGAGUUGGGUGGCAGCGAUGAAUUUCUGAAGCGCUUUUCUGGGAAACCCUUCAAGAUCACCACGGGGCCGUGUUGCUGCUGCUGCCUCUGUUUACCUCAUGUGCCCAUGUCGCGGGGCAUGUUGUUCCUUCUGAAGUUGGGUGCACUGCAGUACGCCAUCCUCAAAACGGUGCUGAGCAUCCUCUCCAUAAUACUGUGGACAAACGGCAACUUUGACCUCUCAGAUCUCGAGAUCACUGGCACCGCAAUUUGGAUCAACCCGUUCAUUGGCGUUCUCACCAUCGCCUCCCUGUGGCCCGUGGCCAUCGUGUUCAUGAACACCAACCACCUUUUACGCCAACUCAAUAUCGUACCAAAGUACGCCAUGUACCAACUAAUACUCGUACUAAGUCAACUGCAGACGUCCAUCAUCAACAUUCUGGCUCUGGAUGGAACCAUCGCCUGCGCCCCUCCCUUUUCUUCGCAGGCCCGUGGCUCCAUGCUAAGUCAGCAGAUGAUGAUCAUGGAGAUGUUCAUCAUCACCCUGGUUACUCGCUUCUUUUAUCGUCGCACAUAUGAAACGCUUAGCUCACCCGCGUGUGACCAGCACAAGGACGGAGCCUCCCUGCAGGCCGCCCACAUGGAGCACGACGUCUGAACGAGGGGAGCUGAAAGAUGCGCUUUAUCUGAGGUACCAUUGCUCAAAUGGUCAAUUUUCAUGUUGAAAACAUUAUAUGACAAAGUAUUUCUGCAGGACUGUAUUUACUAAUUUGACUAAAUUCUUUUAGGUUAGUUCCUAGUUCACACAAAUUAACCUUUGAAUAAAUAAUAUCAUAAUCCCACUUAAAAGGAGCCAUAUCAUUUUGUUUUGGCUAUUUCCGGCCUACUUUUUUUUUCUUAAUAUGUACUCAUCUUUACGUAUUAACUUAUUGUUCUAUUAGUAACACUAUUAUCUUUUUAAAGACUGAAUUUUUAAUAGUGAUUUUAUAAAUGCCUUUGAUUAUAGCUAUAAUCCCUGACACAAUAUUAUUUUUCUCAUUGUUUAAUGUAUGCGCAAUUAAGGAGUGUUUACAUGAAGAUUGUCAUAAUUGAAAGUUAUUUCAUUGCUCAAUGGAAUCAUGUAUUUAAGGGUUUUUAUGUGUGAUGUGUAUCUGCAUUAUCUACGUAGCGCUCCCACCAAAGCUUUUGUUGUCUGUGAACAAAACAAAAGAAGUUUAUUUAAAGACUGCUGACCCACUUAGUACAAAGCGGAAAAUACUUGGAUGAAGUGGCAGCUUUAUCUGCUGUUCCUCUAAUGGCCAAAAGAGGGCGUGUUCCACUUGGAAUCCUCAAGGAACCUCCGCCUCAUUUAUAAAAAGCAGCAAAGUUGACAUAUUGCAUCAAAAUACUGUACUAUGUACUUUUAUUAUGCAUGCAAACAAAAAAGAUAAAGAUGCUCUCAUUUCUGA